Messenger RNA from Cladocopium goreaui, 4723 nucleotides. NCBI's taxonomy places the organism in Eukaryota, Dinophyceae, Suessiales, Symbiodiniaceae. The record is from the annotation of a GenBank genome assembly.
UGGUUUCAACCACGGCGCCAUGAUUGCCGCCCAAUUGGGCAAGUGUUCCAUCAACGUUGACGUGGUUUCAGAGCCCAACGAUGAAGGUGGUUGGAUGGUCUUCGAGGUUACAGCGACGGGCUUCGGCUCCGGAGACAUGUUCCUUCACUGGGGCGUUGGGAAACAGAGCGCUGAAGAAUGGAUCGUCCCGGUGGAGAUCCAAGCGCGAACGCAGCCAGCCGCCACUCGUGUCCCAGGUGCGCUACAGACAGCUUUUCCCGCGCCUGAUGGGCAGAAUGUGCGAAAGGUUCGCUUGGAAAUCAACACCGAUGCAAAUCUGAAAGGCUGCCAAUUUGUUCUUCACAAGAAGCCAAACGAGUGGCUGAAGAAUGGCGCAACGAAUUUUCUCAUUGACUUCUCGAAGGUGGCUGAAAGCCGCUCCUUUCGCAACUUGGUGGCGGCAGCAUCGGGCGAAGCCUCAGCCAAGGUCUCCUGCUACAGCUCCAGUGGAGUGGAAGUGGCGAUCAUUGCAGCAGCCAAGGGAGGAAGCUGCGAGGUCCAGGCCAUUGUCCGAACAGAACGAGAUUUGGUGCUUCAAUAUGGUCCAGCGGCAAAAGACCAUCGCUGGACAUCGUCCAGCAGGUUGAACCUCGAAAAGGCUCCUGGUGGCGUGUCGAAGGGCCUCAUCAAGAUCGAUGGACAAAACCUCAACAAGUACUUGAUGUUUGUCUUGCACGAUCCCUCAGUGAAUCAAUGGUUGAAGGAUGCUGGGCGCGACUUUGCUUUUGAGCUCCCCGAAGAGCUCUGCAAAGCAAAACCGCCAGAAGCUCCAAAGGAAAGCUUCGAACCGGCGCCACGGUUGCAACGACGAGCUUCAAAGCUCUUCAGUACCUUUGUGGAAGAAGUGCAGAGAGCCGAGCCGGAUGCAAAGACCACCAGUUGGCAGGUGCCUGGAACCAACAUCGAGGUGGUUCUCUUGGCCACUUCCGUCGAGGAGGAGUGCCAGUUGCACGUCUUGGUCCACUGCUCCACCGAACUGGUGAUUCAGUAUGGUCCUGCAGGCAAGGAUCGGGCCUGGAAGUCCUCCAAGCGAGCACCGUUGGUGCGCUCUGGCACGGACAAGUUUGAGGUCUCCUUUACUAUUCCAGCUGCUGAAGUGGAUACCUACAUCAUGUUUGUUCUGCACGAUGGAGCUGCCAACCGGUGGAUUAAACAUGGACCCCAUGAUUUCGAGUUUGAGCUCCCUCGACACGAGGAGUGGGACCGCGCGAGAAGGGAAGCAGAAGCUCGAAGUGAGGAAGAAGCAAGACAAGCAGAUGCAGUGAAGAACCAAUUUCUGGAGGGGCGGCGGCAACGAGAGGCGAGAGCGGAUAUCUCCUUUACCUCCUUCGCCUUGCAGGGCGACUUUGGCACCAUGGACGUGGCCUGCAUCAGUGAAGGCGAGCACAAGGCGAAGGUGGAGAUCCGCGCCUGGUUGAAUCCUCGUCUGGGCGAAUGUUUGCUGCACUUUGGAGUUUUCGAGAAGCCACAGAGUCGACAGUGGACCUCCGCAACACACAUCAAAAGCGUUCAGUGGCCUGCAGAUUUGACCAAAGUGGAUGAGAAGGCUUGCCGAAUGAAGCUGCAGAAAAUGGAGGGAGGCAUCCAUGGAAUUGACCUGGCCGUUACGGCACAUGCUGAGAAGGAAGACUCUGAAACGCUGAUUGAGCCAGAUAUUGGUGGUUUUGGUUUCGUCUUGAAGACCAUGCACGGAGAUACGUGGAUCAAGCCCACAGAUGGAGGGGAUGCUACCGUGCGCUUCUCCAGCAAAGGUCGCUGGAAAGGACCCUGGGCUCAGGUGGCGGACAAAAUCGUGGAACAGGAGACCACCUGGAACCAGAUGUCCUUGAAGAGGAGAUACGAGAACUGCUUGGAUUUCCUGGAUCAAUGGGAGAAGAACUCGCAGGGGCUUCAGAUGCGACGCUUGGCGUCCUGGACCACUUUGGUGCAGGUGGACUCCAGCAAGGCGGUGUGGUCGCGAAUGCCCUCGAUGCCAUUGAUUGAGAUGUCAAAUGAAGAGGAGACCAACGAAGAGUUCUGGAGUUGGAUCUUCGUCUGGCAGCGCUUUUCCUUCCAGCAGCUCCUGACCUGGGAACGCAACACCUGCACGCAGCCGCGGAUGUUGGCGGCCACCACCAACCAGAUCACGCAACGCCUAGCGGAACUCUGGAAGUCUACGGCCAGCUGUCGCUUGUGGAUACGCUGGACCUUAUCCACCAUGGGACGUGGAGGCUCUGCGGGGCAGCAGAUCCGCGAUGAAAUCCUGGUGAUUAUGCACGCGCACAACAUCAAGGAGAUCCAUGGGACCUACUAUGAACAGUGGCAUCAGAAGUUACACAACAACACCACCCCUGCAGACAUCGGCAUUUGCCGAGCCAUCAUUGCAUACCUGCGCGGCGGUGGUGACAUGGGCUCUUACUGGAGAGUGCUUGGAGAGCAUGGCAUCACCAAGGAACAUCUGACUUCCUACAGUCGACCCAUUACCACCGAACCCUACAUGGUUCAAACCGAUGUGGGACGCCUCAUCAACGACUUCGAGAGGUAUUUGGCGAUCCUGCGCAACGUCCACGACGCCUUGGACCUGCAGUUGGCCUUGGACCAUGCGAAGGGCUGCCUGCCGGGCCAUGUGCAAGGAAAACUUCAGGACAUCUGCAACAUGGGCGGAACUGGUUUCAACAACCUGGAUGAAGGCCAUGGCAAGUUCAUGAAGAUCUCAUCGGGACGUGAUGAGUUGCUGGCUAUCCUCAACAACAAGGGGACGGACCCCUCGGUGAUCAAACAAUUGCUUGUCAUCGACUACACCUUGGAGACGCAACAGAGUGUUUUGGUCCAGGGCUUAACCUCCGAGACGCGUUUGCCGCAGCUCUGCGGACAGCUGCGGGCCUUGUUGACGGCAUUGGUGGGACACCUGCCACAGGAGGAUGAGUUGCAAGCGUUGCUGGCGGAUUGGACCACCUUUUCCGACAGCUGCUCGCAGAAACGCUGGAAUUCCCCUGAGGAGAGCGCCUUGCUGCUGAAGGCCUUGUGCGAUCGCACCAGUCGUGUGGUGGGGGAGUUGAGUGACAAGUGCCAGACCAUGAUGGGUCCGAAGGCCGCUUUCCUGGGAACCGCCAUUGAUGCACCCAAGAAGAACAUUGAUGUCUUUGUGGACGAGGUUCUUCGCGGCACCUCGCUGAUGGCCGUGAGUUUGAUCCUGCAGCGUAUGGAACCGGUGCUGCGCGACCUCGCACAUUUGCCGCCAUGGCAAAUGAUCUCUCCCAUCGACAAGCCUAUCAAGGGCGUCUUACAACUCAUCGACAAGAUGACUGGAGUGCAAGGAGAAGUCUUCCAUACGCCAACGAUUCUCCUCAGUGGUGCUGUGAGUGGAGAAGAAGAGGUGCCAGAUGGCGUUCUUGGUGUUCUGGUUCGCAGCGCAAAGGAAGCACCCGAUAUCCUGUCACACUGCGCCGUGCGCGCUCGAAACUUUGGCGUCUUGCUGUGUACAUGUUUCGACCCCAAGAUCUCUGAGAAAUUGGCUGCUGACUUUGCGAACCAAUGGGUGGAAGUGAGGUGUAAGGCCGACGGCAGCUUAACGGUGACGGCCUGCGAAAAGCCCGCCUCGCUCGAAGCGGAACAGGCUGCGGCCGAGGCGGAGCAUGCCAAGGCUGCACAGGCAGAAGUGAAGAUGAAUCUUACAGAUGAUCUGAAGUGCUCCUGGUGUGUACGUCCAGAUGAGAUGAACAGAACUUCCGUGGGCUCCAAAAGUUUGAACCUGGCUCUGCUGCGACCCAAGUUGCCCUCUGAGAUCUAUACACCCCAGGCCGUGGCCCUGCCGUACGGCACCAUGCAGAAGUCCUUGACGGAUGACGCCAACAAGGAGGUCUUACCCAUGCUGCAGAAGGUCUUGAAUCGAUUGCAGCCGCAGACCUCCAAUGAGGAUGCGCAGGUGAUUUUCGAGGAGGCCCAACAGAUCAUCGAAUCCAUGCGUUUCCCCCAGCAACUGCGCGACGCCAUGCGGAAAGCCAUGGCUGAAGUGGCCACGGAUGGGGAGGAGCGGCUGACCAAGCUGUUCCAUGAAAGGGACGCCUGGGCAGCUGUGAAGGGCGUGUGGUCCUCCCUUUUUGCCCUACGGCCCUGGGUGAGUUUGGCAAAGGCUGGUCGAAGCUUCCACGAUUUGAACAUGGCGGUGCUGGUUCAGGAACUCGUUGAGGCGAAGUAUGCCUUUGUUCUCCACACCAUCAACCCAUUCACCAAGGACAAGGAAGAACUCUAUGGAGAACUGGUGGCCGGAAGAGGAGAGACUCUGGUUGGCAACUUUCCGGGGCGCGCCUUGAGCUUCGCCAUGCGCAAGGGUGGCGAACCAAGGGUGAUCUCCUUCCCCAGCAAGAGCGUGGCUCUGCAUACUCAGCACUGCCUCAUCUUCCGCUCCGAUAGCAACGGUGAAGACCUGGAGGGCUUUGCUGGCGCUGGGCUUUUCGAAUCAGUUUGUGCAGAGGAGGACAAGGAAGGUUUCCAAAGAUUGCAUCGAUUAAAUGUCAUCACUGACCGAGAUUAUCGAAUGCAGCUCCUCAAAAGGAUCGCGGAGGUCGGCUGGGCCACCGAAAAGGCUUUUGAUGGAGCACCUCAAGACAUUGAGGGAUGUGUGGACGUGACGGAGAGGAUUUUCAUUGUCCAAAGCCGUCCACAAGUUUAAAAUCACAACAAUGAUCGAUUGUUCCUAACAAAA